This is a messenger RNA of Cinclus cinclus, 2979 nucleotides long. RefSeq names its product neuropeptide FF receptor 2 (gene NPFFR2). The record is from RefSeq and is a predicted model, not a curated record. Gene Ontology annotation, biological process: regulation of cAMP-dependent protein kinase activity; regulation of MAPK cascade; G protein-coupled receptor signaling pathway. Gene Ontology annotation, cellular component: membrane. NCBI's taxonomy places the organism in Eukaryota, Metazoa, Chordata, Aves, Passeriformes, Cinclidae. Gene Ontology annotation, molecular function: opioid receptor binding; neuropeptide receptor activity; peptide binding.
CUGACUUUCUAUAUCCAGAGUGUGGUAAGGGACAAUCCUGUCAAGGAAUGACCAAGAACUUCUGCCUCAGAUCAUCAGACUCCCCUCGAAAAGCCAAACCCCAGCAGAUACAGAAGGAAAGGCACUUCUGCCUGACCUGCUGGGAACAGCACAGGGACAACUGGGACAGCUGGGCAGGGGACUGGGAGUGUGGUGGGAGCCCAAAACUACCUUCCCCCAGCCACAGUGUCUACCUAAAACAAGUCCUCUGGGAAUCAAAGGAUUACAGAAGAAAACUAGUGGGUAAUAAUAAUAAUAAUAAUAAUGUGGGGAAGAGCAGCAAAGGGAGCAACAGUAAGUCUAAGGGAGAAGGAGGAUUGCUGGCUUUGGAAUGGGGUGAGACAGAUCUCCUGGGAUUUAUAAAGCUCAACUCCAGGCCUGGGAUUAAAGGAACACUGUAAACUCGUAUCAUCAAAUAUCUGUAUUUGCAUACUGCCAGUGCUCCCCAUCUAGAGCCCAGGUUUGGGUGCAAGGGCACCAGUGCUGCUUCCUUGAGGGAUCAGGAAAAUUGGGAUUGAAGCACUUGUCACAAGGCUGAGUCUGAGCUCUGGCUGGGGAAAGCAUUUGGCACAUCAGACAUUUCAAUAAGAGACAUUUCCAAUAAUUCUGAAAGCAUGUUGAAUAAAAACUAAUGAACAUGACUAAGCCUUUCUCCAUAAGGACAGCCCCAUAGAAUGUACCACUUGUUCAAACCUCCAAACAGCCAGUUUUUGGUGAGGGAUUUCAGGUUUUGGUCUCCCUAGCUGGCUGUGCAGGCAUUUAAUAAGUAUGUAAAAUACAGACCCAUUAAAACAAAGCACAGCUGGUGAUUUCUAAACAGGCAUAAGAGACCAGAACAUGAUGUUUUUUCACUGCUCCACUUGCUCCAAACCUGAUGCACAGCAGAAAAAAUACUUGUUUUUACUGCACUUGCUUCCUGAAAGUAAAGCCCCUGAAGAGGCUUUGCUAUUCAAGCUCAUCAGGAUUUGGAUACUUGUACCUAAAUUUACAUUCCAUUUCUAUUAAGGAAUAUGAAGCAUCUUAAAAGCGCCUGCACUCAUACUUCAAUUUCAUGCCUGCUGCCACCAAUUAUUUUUGCUGCUCUUUUGUUAGGAACAUUUUACCCCCUGGUUCUUCAGGCAUCCUCACCUGGGAGACAAAAUCUAUGUGGAAAAAAGUUGGGAAUGCUGUCUCCAAGUCAAGUUACCUGCUUGGAAAUGAACCCAGCUGUUCUGUAGCUCAGCAUGUUUCAAACAGAGUGUGGUCCUUCUUCAUUGCAGACUUGCAGUUAGGUAGCUUGUGAGCAGGGAAUUAAAUCAACCAACUGCACAGAAAACCAUCUCAUGUUCAUGAAAUGGGACUAGAUUUGGAUGCAUGCUGGCAAAAGGGCACAUCAGAACAUAAAGAAGAAAAUGGACUCAAACUCUUCGCUGGAUUGGCCUCAGGUGCUGAAUGAUAACGGGACAUACAAGUUCCUUUACUUGGAAAGAAAUGUCUCCUGUGUGGACUUCUACCUCCACCAGCCUUUGGUGGCUGCUGUCUUCAUCACCUCCUACCUCCUCAUCUUCCUCCUCUGCAUGGUGGGCAAGGGGGGGGUUUGUUUCAUCAUCCUGUGGAGCAAGCACAUGUGCACGGUCACCAACCUGUUCAUCCUGAACCUGGCUGUCAGUGACUUGCUGGUGGGGGUCUUCUGCAUGCCCACCACCCUCCUGGACAGCAUCAUUGCAGGAUGGCCCUUUGGGAGCCUGGUGUGUAAGGUGAGCGGGAUGGUCCAAGCAAUCUCUGUUUCUGCCUCUGUUUUCACUGUGGUUGCUAUUGCCGUGGACAGGUUCCGGUGCGUUGUGCAUCCAUUCAAGCAGAAGCUGACUGUUCCCACGGCCGUGGCCAUCAUCGCGGCCAUGCUCCUGGCCGUGGCCAUCACGUGUCCCUCGGCAGUCCUGCUGCAGGUGCAAGAGGAGAAGCAUUUCCAGGUGCUCCUGGGCUCCGGCAACGCCACCCGCGCGGUGUUCUGGUGCCGGGAGGAGUGGCCUGACCCGGCCAUAAGGAGGGUUUACACAACAGUUCUCUUUGCCAACAUCUACCUAGCUCCUCUGUUGCUCAUCGGGGUCAUGUACGUCAGGAUCAGCAUUUCCCUCUCCCACACAGCCGCGCCUGGGGCGGGGAAGCGCGGCCGGGAGCAGCGGCACAGCCUGUGCAAGAGGAAACAAAAAGCCAUCAAAAUGCUCGUCGUUGUGACUUUGCUUUUCAGCCUGUCCUGGCUUCCCCUGUGGACGCUGAUGCUGCUCUCGGACUACGCCAGCCUUUCCCACCUCCAGCUGCAUCUCAUCAACAUCUACAUUUAUCCCUUUGCUCAUGGGCUGGCCUUCUCCAACAGCAGCAUCAACCCCAUCAUCAACGGCUUCUGUAAUGAAAACUUCUGCCGUGGCUUCCAGGCUGUCUUCCAGCUCCAGCGCUGCUCCCAACCAGGCCCAAGCAAUUCCAUCCUGCCAGCUGCCUGCUGCCAGAUGCCCCAGGAUCAAGCUCCUCAAACAGCUGUGGAGGUGGGCAAGCCAGUUAAGGAAGGAAAUUGGGUGAAUAAGCAGCAGGAUUUGAUCAUGGAGCACUUCAAAGAGCCCUGCAACAAUGGGAUCAAGUGAAACACGCUAUGAACCUCUCGGAGCGACUGAAAGAGGGCUGCUUGAACCUCAUUUGUGGUCACACUUCAGCCUGCAACUCUCAGGGACUGGAAUAUUGCAGACGCAGUCUGGAACCCACCAGUCCUUGAAUUUUCUUGUGGUUGUGCUUCUUCCCAGGCAAUGCCAACACCAGCUGGUCCUGCUCAAAUGACAAAACUAAACAUUUUAUAUCACGUUUCAUUUAUUCCCCUCUGUUGUUGCUGUUUUUUUCUGUCAUACCCAUUAUUGUUGCAGCACAAGAAACAAACAGAAAGGGAAAAUUGAGAAAUAAAGGAUAAGAAAAGGG